UCAGUGGGUCUGAGUCUUGGAGAAAGCUGGGGGGGGGUGUUUUGGUUUUUUUUGUUUUGUUUUGUUUUGUGUGUGUGAGAGAGUGUGUGUGUGUUUUUUUUAAGAAGAAAAAAAUAAAGGGAAGAAAAUCCAGCAGAGAAAAGAAGAGAGAGGAAUUCCAGCUGUGGAGGAAUAGAGGAGAAGAAGACAGAUAGAGAAGGAAGAACAGAGAAAUACAUUUCAACCAAGAAGGAGUUUUGAUUUAUUUUAUUUUUAUUUGUUUUAAGGAAAAAAAAAAUCUAUAAGCAGGAAAAAGAAAGAAAAAGAAAAAAAGAAAAGAAAAAGCAACUGAGAAGGGUUAUAAAAAGAGCAAAUACCAAGAAGGGUGAACAAGAGAAGAAAGUCAAGGCAAGGAGGAGCCCAAAGCUGGCAGAUCGGGAGGAUUUGCAGGGGAGAAGGGGGGGGAAGAUUGGAAAUGCAGCUCUGGAGUUUGCUGCUGCCUCUUGCGCUUCUCUGUACAGCCCUAGCCAGUGGACCCGAAUGUGGGAUGGACGAGCGCUCCCGCAGGGCAAGAAGGGACACCAGGCACAGCCGCCAGCUCCUCUACACUGCCCCGGGCACCUGUGCCACCAGGUUAGCCCGAGGAAGGCGCUCCACUGCUGGGCUGGAGCCUGGGCAUGUCCCCCGCAGGAGGCAACAGCGGGAGGUAAAGGACGACGAGGAGUCCCUCACCCCGAGCAGGGCGCUCUAUUUCAGUGGACAAGGUGAUCAGCUGCGGCUGAAGGCAGAUAUUGAGCUGCCCCGAGAUGCCUUCACUUUGCAAGUGUGGCUGAAAGCUGAAGGAGGACAGAGAUCUCCGGCUGUCAUUGCAGGACUAUAUGACAAAUGUUCUUACACGUCCCGUGACCGAGGAUGGGUCCUGGGGAUUAACACCGUCAGUGACCAGGGGAAUAGAGACCCCCGCUAUUUCUUCUCUCUGAAGACGGACCGUGCUCGCAAAGUAACCACCAUUGCAGCACAUCGCAGCUACCUCCCCAACCAGUGGGUGCAUCUGGCUGCCACGUAUGAUGGGCACCUGAUGAAACUCUAUGUGAAUGGUGCCCAGGUGGCCACAAGUGGAGAGCAAGUGGGCAGCAUCUUCAGUCUUCUGACCUUGAAGUGCAAGGUGCUCAUGGUUGGAGGAAAUGCCCUGAACCAGAACUAUCGGGGUUACGUAGAGCACUUCAGCCUCUGGAGAACAGCCCGGUCUCAGAAGGAGAUCUUGUUGGACAUGGGCCAGGCAAUUCACAGACAAGACACGCCUCUACCUCAGCUAGUUCUUCAAGACAGUUUACUGAAUGUGAAAAACACCUGGUCUCCCAUGAAGGAUGGCAGCAGUCCUCAGAGCAAGUUCAGCUAUCAUCAUGGCUAUUUGCUGGAUACCAGCCUAGACCCUCCUCUCUGUGGACAGACAGUCUGUGACAACACGGACGUAAUCGCCAGCUACAACAAGCUCCCCAGCUUCCGCCGCAACAAAAUCGUUCGCUACCGUGUGGUAAAUCUCUAUGAUGACAAGCACCAGAACCCCACCGUCAGCCGGCAGCAGAUUGAGUUCCAGCAUCAGCAUUUAAAUGAGGCUUUCAGCCGCUACAACAUCACCUGGGAGCUGGAGGUGCUGGAGGUAAAGAACUCUUCCCUUCGCCACCGACUCAUCUUGGCCAACUGUGAUAUCAGCAAGAUUGGGGACGAGAACUGUGAUCCUGAGUGCAACCACACCUUGACUGGGUACGAUGGCGGAGACUGCCGACAUGUACGCCACACGCUCUUCAACAAGAAGAAGCAGAAUGGUGUGUGUGACAUGGAUUGUAAUUAUGAGAGGUACAACUUUGAUGGUGGGGAAUGCUGUAACCCAGAGAUAACAGAAGUCACCAAGACGUGCUUUGACCCAUAUUCUCCUUACAGAGCAUACUUAGAUGUCAAUGAACUAAAGAACAUACUCAAACUGGAUGGAUCCACACACCUCAACAUCUUCUUUGCCAAUUCCUCCGAGGAAGAGCUGGCUGGAGUGGCAACUUGGCCCUGGGACAAGGAAGCCUUGAUGCAUCUAGGUGGUAUUGUGCUGAAUCCCUCCUUCUAUGGAAUCCCUGGCCACACGCACACAAUGAUCCAUGAAAUUGGGCACAGCCUGGGGCUCUAUCACGUCUUCCGGGGAAUCUCAGAGAUCCUCUCCUGCAGUGAUCCGUGCAUGGAAACUGAGCCCUCCUUCGAGACUGGGGACCUCUGCAGUGACACCAACCCUGCUCCUAAGCACAAACUAUGUGGGGAUCCUGGACCUGGCAAUGACACAUGCGGUUUUCACAGUUUCCUAAACACGCCGUUCAGUAACUUCAUGAGCUACGCAGACGAUGACUGCACCGACUCCUUCACGCCCAACCAAGUGGCCAGGAUGCACUGCUACUUGGACCUCGUCUAUCAGAGCUGGCAGCCUGCGAAGAAACCGGCUCCUAUUGCAAUUGCUCCCCAGAUUGUUGCUCGGACCUCCACCUCGGUCACCCUGGAGUGGUUUCCACCCAUUGAUGGCCACUUCUUUGAAAGAGAAGUGGGAUCAGCAUGUGAUCUGUGUGCGGAAGGAAGAGUCCUGGUGCAGUAUGCCUUCAGCGCCUCUUCUCCGAUGCCCUGCGAUCCCUCAGGGCACUGGAGCCCACGGGAAGCAGAAGGGCACCCUGAUGUUGAGCAGCCUUGUAAAUCCAGUGUCAGAACAUGGAGUCCCAACUCAGCAGUCAACCAACACACGGUGCCCCCAGCCUGUCCUGAGCCUCAGGGCUGCUACCUGCAGCUGGAGUUUCGUUAUCCCCUGACUCCAGAGUCCCUCACAGUCUGGGUGACAUUUGUUUCGCCAGACUGGGACUCCAGCGGAGCGGUGAAUGACAUCAAGUUGCUCACCAUCAGCGGGAAGAACAUUUCUCUCGGGCCGCAGAAUGUCUUCUGUGACAUCCCAUUGACCAUAAAGCUGGAUGCAGGACAAGUGGGUGAGGAGGUGUACGGGAUCCAGAUCUACACUCUGGAUGAGCACCUGGAAAUUGAUGCUGCCAUGCUGAGCUCUGUCCCCCACAGCACGCUGUGUGCGGACUGCAAACCCAUCCAGUACAAAGUGGUUCGGGACCCCCCUUUCCAGUCUGGAUCUCCACUUGUCAUCUCAAACCUCGGCAGGAGAUUUGUCGACACGGAACUGAGCGAUAGGACCACAUACACAUACCAGGUCGUCAUUGUUUCCGGGACGGAGGAGAGCGAGCCUUCCCCCGCGCUUGUGUAUAUCUCUGGAAGUGGAUACUGUGGAGACGGGAUUAUCCAAAUAGACUUGGGGGAAGAAUGCGAUGAUAUGAAUAAGAUCAACGGUGAUGGCUGCUCCCUAUUCUGCCUGCAGGAGUUAUCCUUUAAUUGCAUUGAUGAACCCAGCAGGUGCUAUUUCCAUGAUGGUGAUGGAGUAUGUGAGGAAUUUGAGCAAAUGACCAGCAUCAAGGACUGUGGUGUUUACACUCCCAAAGGCUUCCUCGAUCAGUGGGCUUCCAAUGUCUCCGUCUCACAUCACAGUGAGCAGCAGUGUCCAGGAUGGGUGGUCAUUGGUCAGCCAGCAGCAACCCAGAUGUGUCGAACUAAGGUGAUUGACUUGAAUGAUGGUGUCUCUCAGUAUGCCUGGUAUCCCUGCACAGCCAACUUCCAGUACUCCCACAUGACACAGACCAUUUUCUGGCUGAAGGCUUAUUUUUCCCAGCCUAUGGUAGCUGCGGCAGUCCUAGUUCACUUAGUUACUGAUGGGACCUAUUACCUGGAUCAGAAGCAGGAGACCAUCGGUGUGCAGCUGUUUGACACCAAAGAGCAAAGCCACGAUCUUGGUGUCCACGUCCUGAGCUGCAGGAACAAUCCCCUGAUUAUCCCCGUCAUCCAUGACCUCAGUCACCCUUUUUAUCACACCCAGGCUGUCCUCAUUAGCUUCAGCUCCCAGUUUGUGGCCAUCUCCGGGGUGGCCCUGCGUUCCUUCCACAACUUCGACCCCAUCACCAUCAGCAGCUGCCAGCGAGGACAGACCUACAGCCCGGCGGAGCAGAGCUGCGUCCACUACUCCUGCGAAGCCAAUGACUGCCAAAAGCUGGACAUCGAGAACGCGCUGCUGAACUGCACCGGUGGCGGGUGGUACAACGGUGCCCAGUGCAAUGUGAGCUGCAAGACAGGCUACAUUUUGCAAGUCCAGCGAGACGAUGAUCUCAGCAAGAGCCAGAUGGAGUCCAGCAUCACCAUGACUUGCACAGAUGGGAAGUGGAACAAGCAGGUGACCUGCGAGCCCGUGGACUGCGGUGUCCCAGACCAAUACCAUGUCUACCCAGCCACCUUCAACUGCAGCGAGGGGACCACCUUUGGCAAGAAAUGCUCCUUCACUUGCCGACCUCCUGCUCUUCUGAAAGGAAACAACAGCAACUUGACCUGCAUGGAGGAUGGGCUGUGGUCCUUUCCAGAGGCCCUGUGUGAGCUGAUGUGUCGAGCACCCUCCAUCGUCCCUAAUGCAGAUCUCCAGACUACUCGUUGCCGAGAAGAUAAGCACAAAGUGGGCUCGUUUUGCAAGUACAAAUGCAAACCAGGUUACCAUGUCCCCGGAUCCUCCAGAAAAGCGAGAAAGCGAGCCUUUAAGAUCCAGUGCACGCAAGACGGCACGUGGCUGCCAGGCGCUUGUGUACCCGUUACCUGCGACCCUCCGCCUUCCAAGUUUCACGGGCUCUACCAGUGCUCCAACGGCUUCCAGUUCAACAGCGAGUGCCGGAUCAAGUGUGAAGAUGAUGACAAUCAGUCGGGCCGUGGAAGCAACGUGAUUCACUGCCGGAAGGAUGGCACCUGGAGCGGCUCCUUUCAUCUCUGCAGGGAAAUGCAGGGCCAGUGUGCGCUGCCCACACAGCUCAACAGCCACCUGAAGCUGCAGUGCGCCGGCGGCUACGGCAUAGGCACGGAGUGUACCACCUCAUGUCUGGAUCACAGUCACGAGCCCAUCCUCCUGCGUGUGAACGAGACUGUGCAAGACAUCCAGCACUGGAUGAACCCUCAAAGAGUGAAGAGUGUUGUCUGCACGGCGGGACUCAAGUGGUACCCUCACCCUUCCCUGAUUCAUUGUGUCAAAGGCUGCGAGCCUUUCAUGGGGGACAACUACUGUGACUCCAUCAACAACCGAGCCUUCUGCAACUAUGAUGGUGGGGACUGCUGUGCCUCAACAGUCAAGACCAAAAAGGUUACUCCCUUCCCUAUGUCCUGUGACCUACAAGGAGAGUGUGCUUGCCGGGACCCUAACGCCCAAGAGCACAAUCAGAAAGACCUCCGUGGCUUCAGUCUUGGGUAAUGCCAAGCGACGUGGAAUGGAGGACCACACUGCUCAAGGCAGGCUAGGAGAGACACCACAUCCCUUUUGGUAUCGUUUUUAACAUUUAGCUGCUCAACUGGAUGGCAUUUCUGCACCAGGGACCCUUAGAAUUCAACCAGUCUGCCUUUAAUUUUUGUCCAAGGAGAACUCAAAGUAGGGGUUUAUGUAUUAACUAUAUCUUAAAUAGCGAUGACGAGAAACAAACAACCAAGAGUCAAGUCGAGAAGACUUUCAUGUAUCAAAACAGCAUGUUAAGCCCACCUAAUUUGAACAGUUCAUAUCUAGAUUCAAGGCGAGAAACAAGCUAUUUAUGUACACAUAUUUAUAGAAAUAAGUAGAGAAAGAGAGAAAGAGUGAAAGAUUAUGAUCAACACAAAAACUUUCCCCUCUCCAAACUCACAAUUCAGACCGUUCAUGGAAGAGGCUGUGCUCUUGGAGGACUCCAAGCUGAGCCUUUUCUGAUGCUGAAUGCCAAGGUAUCGCAUGCUCGGGGCACUGAGGUUGGGGUGGGAUCUCCACAGGGCUGUGCCUCUUGGCAAGUGACUUGCCAGACGCCCAGCCAGCUCGAGACGUGGGAUGCAUCUGCUCCUCACAGGAACGCUACUUCCAGCCAGGGAGCUCAGCAGACUGCAGUGGCCUUUCUGUACAGCUCCUCCUUCUCCCCCUGCCCUCAAAAAGCCAACAAAAAGUCCCCUUGUAGCCUGCCUGCAAGCUGCAGGGCUGCUGGGACGUUUCUGUGUGGAGAUGGGCAGGUGGUCCCAUGGUGUGUUUAGGGAGUGGGGAGUCUAAGGACUGGCAUCGAGGAAUGUGGAUGAUUGCUUCUGAGGAGCAGAGAGGGUAACUCGCGCCCGCACUUGUCAUUUGAGCAUGUCUGCUGCUGCUACUCCUGCUGCUAUGUCCCAUACAACUAGUUUCCUUACUGUGUCAGGACAGGGUGAAAAACAACCCCAUGCAACCAAACAGUCUGCCUUAAAGCUUACCUAUAACCUGCCUUUCAAACCCUCUGGUCUCUUCCUCAGCAUUGGGGCAAGAAAACAGGACACCAGCCAGCCAAAGGAAUCUGCUUUCUGGUCUCCACCCAGCCAAGUGGUUCUCUAGACCUCCUUCACCCCCCUCUUAAUGCUGGUCUACAUCUAACAACCGUUUCAUGCUCAUGUUUUCUGAGGAGAGGGAAGAGGAGGAGGAGGCACAUGAUAUGGUGAAAGGACUGCAGGAGACAGUAUUAGAGUUUUGGCCAUAUUUGUCAGUAUUAAGCUGUCAGGCCAGUGGGUCAGAUGCUUUUGAUAGACCAGGAGCUUAGCUGCUUAUAAUCUUCCAGAAGGAAGGGCAUUAGCUGCAGCAGACUUCACGCUUCCCUGUCAUAUAGCUCCAUCGUCGUGUUUCAGCCCAGAGGGGAACAUGUUGUGCCAGACCCUUGGGGACUCACUUCAUCAUAGGGUUCAUCAUGUGGAGUCACUGAGAUGCCCAGUGCAUCUAGUGCUGCUGCUGCUGCUACAACCCAUCCCACAGAAAUCCCAGAGGUCUUUCCAGUGUGGCUUGGGCUUGUCUCCUGCUGCUUCAGGCUCCCGCUAGGAAGAACACACAUCCAAAAGAACAUUCUUCCAAGUGUUAAGUCUGUCUGUUCCUUGGGACUCUCCUGACUUGCACAAUCUACUGGGUAAAGACAGGUUGGGAAUACUUUUUCCUACUCCUGCUUGAUUGAACAUUUAGGCACUCUAGCAAGGCGGAAGGGUAAGGUGAGGGGUCAUGGAGAUGAAUGUAAAAAUGGGUAGGAGAACUAGAAAUGGAAAACUGACAGAGUUGUAGGUGCAAGGAGCCAGGCUCUUGUCACCCACUGUUGGGGUUGUUUCUAUCGGAAUAAAGCAGAGGUGAAUCUCAAGAACUAAAAUGUAGAGGCCUGGAGAGGUGAUUGUCGUAAGAAGGUGAGCAGCUCUCUGCUGUGAAGCUCCUAGUUACUCCCAGAGAAGACCUGGCCAUGGGAGCUGUGUGGAUGGCUCUGCCCCCCCUGUGCAGGGGUGUACAGGAAAGAGAGGCGCAGUGGGAUCAGGGCUCCUUCUGUGGACUUAGGCUGAAUGUCCUCCAGUGGAGAGAGCAGUGGCAAAAACCGGGCCUGGGCAAAAGUUCCAUGUUUGCCUCUUGCCAUCUAAUUAACAAUGGAAGGAAAUAACUCUGAAAAGGUUGCUUCCUUCUGGUCCCUUUGUCCUCCUGUUUUGUGUUGGCAGUUUGUUCGUGUGCCAUCCAGCCCAUCAGAGGACCUCGCAACCUCAAAAGCCUUUCGGACUGCCACUGUAUCAUGUCCUCAAUGCCUGCGGCAUCUCGGCAUGAUCUCCCCCCUCCACCCCACCUGGGUUUCACCCCAGCAGGGAGCCUCAGUUCACGUCCUCUGUGCAUCCUGAUGGCAGCUCAGUUUGCAAAAUCCACUUCUCAGUUAUACAGCUCAGCAUGGAGAAGAUUUUCCAUCUGCUUUUCUCACCUAGGACAUUGCCUGGGAAAGACAGGUCUGUAUAAGCAUUAUUGCCACUUGCUGCUGUGGGCUCCCAGGAGCUCAGGGCCUGCUGAGCUCCUCUGCCCAGCCAGGGCCAGCCUCUGCUCGCUGAGUUGGAGUCCUCAGCUCAGGGGAGAUGGUGGCCUGUUGCCAGCACAGCCUCACACCUCAGCUUCACUCCUGCAGUCCAGGGGUGACCCAACUCCCUUUCCCGUGGGCAGGCUUUCCAUGCUGCUAUUUGAUUUUUUUUCUAACUGCCAUGUUGGCACUGUCCAUCUCCUCCAACGGGGCUGACAGAACUGGGAGCAGAAGAAGUUCUGCCCUGAGUCAUGUUAAACCCAAUAGCAUUUUUUUUUUUUCUCCAUUGGGAAAAGAUUGCAUUUGGGCAAAGCUUUGCCCUCUGCAUUUCAGGUGCUGUACCGUGCACCCGGGGGGAUGUGAAGGGAGCCGUGAGGCAUGGAUACUUGUUCAGCUCUUGUCCUCUGUGCUCCCACCCUGGGGCAAGGUCAGCUGGAUGGCCUUGCAGCAUCUACCACUGUUAGGGCCUUGAAUGCCCUUGGAGUCCCUAGGAAAGACCCUCCAUGACUGUGAUGGCCAUUGGGUGGGAGUUGGGAGGGACAUUACCCACCACCUCCACCCACCGAGCCAGUGGUGUAGGACAACAUCAAACAAGAAGUUUGGGGGAACAAGAGAGGGUGCUCAUGCCGAUGAAAUUUAGCUGCUCAUAAAGUCCAGGUCACAUUAGUGCCAAGAUCUUCUCUGUCACAGAUGAUAGCAAGCCAAGGCUGCACCCUACCUGGGGCCACCAGCCAGCCUCCUGGCUAUGGGUGGUGUCCAUGGCCAGCAGGAGGGAAAGCUGGAGCAGAAAGCAGUGAAUGGUGCAUGGUGGGGUGGGAAACUCCUAUCAGCUGCUACCCCUCUCCCUCCCCACCCUCUUGCAGAUGGGCUGCGCUGGUGUCCUCUUGCUUUUCUUGCAUCUUCCGCUGUCCCCCCCCAGGCUGAGAAAGGAGGAUGGCACCAGAGGACUCUUGGAGUCGGGUUCCAGCUACCUCCCUUCCGGUUUCGGUUUCACUUGGUUGUAACUGUCGGUUUGUUCUAGGUUUUACCUGUGUUAAGAAAAAAAAAAAAAAAAAAGGAAAAAAAAAAAAGAGAGAAAAAAAGAAAACCCAAUAGCCAACAAAAGUUUCUUGCUGCAACUGAUUCAGGUGGGGGAAAAAAUAACAACAAGUGAGGCUUUACAGAGAGGAAGAAAAGAAAAAAAGCCACAAAAAAAAAGGAGAAAAGAAAACCCACAUAAUCCAAAUCCAAGAAGAGCAAAGCCUAUUUUUGUGUGUUUGAAAGGAAAACACUGAUUCUGCCAGCUGAGUAGAGAGCUAGAUACUUAAGUGUAGAUUUCCCUAGAAGUACCGUGAGGUUUUAUAACAUUGUCUGGUUUUGUUUUCCUUGUGCUUUGUGAUAAGUCCAGGAACUAAGGCUAAGGUAUUUUUUCCCCUGGUAUAUCGUUGUUUCUGGGGGGAGGGGGGCGGAGUUUAUUAUUAUUUUUUUUUCCAGAUUAUUUUUUUAAGUGUGUAUUUGUGCUUAUUUUUACAUUAUCCAACUGUACAUACACAUUUAACCAGUAUUUCACUGUGCUCUAAUUACUGCACUCAGAAGCACUGCACAGUCUGAAUCCCGAAGAGCUGCGAGAGACUGGGGGUGAGGGGGGGGAAGGAGAAAGCUGCUACGUGAGCAGACAGGUGAUUCCCGUGAGCGGGAAGCGGGGUGCCGACCGUCCCCUUCCUGCACUCCAGCCCGUCAUUUCCAUUUGCGGCCAAGCUACAAGACAGGAGGGGAUGGGGUUAAGUCAGCCGAGGCUGGGAUGCUCAAAGGGGUUUCGGAGCUGGCGAUUUGGCCUUUGAACUUUUUUGGAUGCUGUGGAAGUUCCCAGCCUUUUGGCAGCAUCUUGCCCUCCCCGCCCAAUCGCUGGAUGCCCCAGUGAGAGGUGAUGGGCAUGUUCGUAUCACUGGGAGAGGACUGUAUGCCCAGCUUAGAUACACUCUUGAAAUUGUCAUGGUUGUGGGGCCCAUUUUGGUCUCAGUGGUUGCAACUGAGCUGAUUUGCUUUGUGUUUCUUCCACAUCAUCCCACCCUCUGGGGAAAGCCAUCUCCCUGCCGGGGAUGUGGAAGCACGCCUGUCUCCAGCUGACCUCGUGUGUUGGGCACGCUGCAGCCCUGGGGACAGUCCCCUUUCCACUGGAGGACCUUGACCACUGAGUUCAGUGGGAGCAUGACCAAAACAUCAGCAGGAGCAGGUCCAGGUGGCCCAAGAUGUAUUUCCUUGGAGCUACAGUCAAUUUGGGCAGUAGGGGUUUGGUGUUGGGCUGUUCCUGCCACCUGGGGAACCGGUGUUCAAACGCCCAGCGUUUUAGUGAGAGCAAAGUGGGGCUUAAUGUUUUGUUUCUGUCUUAGUUUGGCAAACUGAAUUUUCCCCUUUUUGUCUGAUCUAUACAUCCAAGAUUCAUCAAGAAUAAUAACUGCUUCCUCUGAGGCCAGAAACAAGAGCUUGGAUUGGCUUCAGGUGUUCGAUGAGGAGUCUUGGUGCUACUUGUUGGUGGUGUUAGUCCUGUUAGAUCGAGAUGCGGAGCUAAUGAGUCCAAGUUGUCUUUGGUUCCCAUUCUGAUUUGGUUUGGUCUUUUGGUUUUUUUCCUUCGUUUGGUGAGGCCACAAUUUAGCCACCAGUUUCCAUCUUCUGAGUGCAAAGAACCAGGGCUUUAACGAAACAUUUCACCAGCAAUUAAAGAGGGAAUUGGAACCAUUGUGGAGUUUGCAUUGUACGGCCUCUGUAAUUACUUACCUGUCUGCAGAUGAUAGGCUGAAUUUUGCUCCCAUCAAGUCAACAGGGGUUUUUGUUGUUGUUGUUGACUUCACUGGGAGCAGGAUUGAGCCAUACUAUAUAUAUAAAUAUAUAUAAAAAUAUAUAUAUGAUAUAUAUAUAAUAUUAUAUGUGUAAUAUUAUAUAUAUAUAUAUCAGUGUAAUAUUUACAAAUAAAACUGUGAUCUCGUCUAGAGAAAAAUGUAUUCAUAUUACCAACUGCUCUUCCAUAUUUAUGUAUCAUAUUGUAUCUUUUUAUUAUUGUUAUAAUUAUUAUGAUUAUUAUGGUUGUUAUUAUUAUUAUUAUGGAAUCUUUCUUGGCACCUUUUGGAAGCCACGUCAACCAAUACUCCAAUGAAGUGCUGAGGAUCUAUUUUCACAAGAAUUCUACUGGUCUACUGUAUAAAAGAGAAAAGAAAAAAAAAAAAAGAAACAAGCAAAAUACAGUUCAACCCUUAAUUCUGUACCUCACGCCUGUACGUUUGCUGCUCCGAUUUUGGGUUUUAUUUUGCGUUCGUUUGUUUUUAACGGAUCUAAUUUAAGUCUCCAAGCAAUAUAUAAAGAUGUAAAUAGUAAAGCUUAUUUAUUAAGAUUGUCAUCUUUUUUAAUUUAUAUUUACACAAUUGUUCAUCUAAUUUAUUUUUUUUUUCAAUACAGUUUUUAACAGUU
Harpia harpyja (harpy eagle) is the source of this 11363-nucleotide messenger RNA. It is a transcript of the gene PAPPA, whose product is annotated as pappalysin 1. Gene Ontology annotation, molecular function: metallopeptidase activity. Bases 455 to 5338 code for a protein of 1627 amino acids. The transcript is spliced from 22 exons. NCBI's taxonomy places the organism in Eukaryota, Metazoa, Chordata, Aves, Accipitriformes, Accipitridae. The record is from RefSeq and is a predicted model, not a curated record.